Hydatigera taeniaeformis is the source of this 915-nucleotide messenger RNA. The record is from the annotation of a GenBank genome assembly. NCBI's taxonomy places the organism in Eukaryota, Metazoa, Platyhelminthes, Cestoda, Cyclophyllidea, Taeniidae.
AUGGCGAACUUUUCUGAUCGUCUGUGUCAUUACCCACUUAUUAGCGAUUCAUUGAAAGCUGCUUCCGAUGCCUACACUUGGGUCUCAAGCGGCGAGAGAUUUCGCAGUAUCUUCCAACUUAGUGAAAGUGCAGCUAAUGCUCUUAAGGAAAAGGCGAAGGUGCUGGCAAGUACUGAUGCUGCAGCUAAACUAGAUGAUUUCGCCUGCCAUCAGAUACUGGAUCGCCUUGAGGCUGUGAUACCUUCAGUGAAAAGACCUACUGGCGAACUGUUGGGUCCAACUGUUGAUCGUGCUCUUACUGCUGCUGAAAGUUAUCUGGAAUAUUUUCUCCCUGAUACCAAGACCAGCAUCGAGGGAAAGGCUGUUGUAUCUCGCUACGAUCGUCUAAUGCGUCUACAAAGCGCCUUGGUCAACUCUGAGAAGGUACAGGCAGCACAGAAUACAAUUUCCAAGGCCUACAAGGGUAUUCAAGAUCAAUUAACGGCGCUUUCAACAGUCACCUCUAAGGAAAGGCGGGAGGCCAUGCUUUCAACGAUAAGCAACCUCGCCACUGAAUACAAACAAGCAGCAGAGGUUGCCUUCCCGCGUUUUAAAGCAUUUGUCACGGGCGCCGUCUCUCAACUCCAUAAUCUUACGCAGGAACUGCAUCAGACCGACAACGUCACUCAAAUGGCCGUUGAUCAACUGCAAGCCAUAGUCAAUGGUCUGCACAGCACCUUGCUGAGUUUAAACGAUCGUCGUGAAAAGUGGUUGCAUGGCUCCUCUCCCACGGAGACUGAAACCAGUACGGAGGAGGUAGGUGAUUCAUUGAUGAUGCAAAAUCAAAUCGUCUUCUACUCAUAUUCUGUUGGUAUCACCUUUGAAGGCUUUUGUCUCUCCUCAAACACAUUUAUUGUUAAACUAUGGUGGCCUUAG